Mauremys mutica (yellowpond turtle) is the source of this 2668-nucleotide messenger RNA. RefSeq names its product transmembrane 9 superfamily member 2-like. The transcript has 17 exons. Gene Ontology annotation, biological process: protein localization to membrane. The record is from RefSeq and is a predicted model, not a curated record. Gene Ontology annotation, cellular component: membrane. Bases 63 to 2114 code for a protein of 683 amino acids. Lineage: Eukaryota; Metazoa; Chordata; Testudines; Geoemydidae.
AAGAUGGCGCUCGGGGCCUCAUCAUCUGGUGCCGAGGCGCGCAGGCGCCGGGUAGCGCGAUUAUGACGCCGCCGCGCCAGGCACUGAGCACGGCCCCUGCACUAGAGCCGCCUGCAGCUCCGUCGGGUCCCGGCUCGGGAUUUCCUCCCUUCCCAGCAGGCGGGACGAUGAGGCUGCUGGCUGCCGGGAUCCUGCUGCUGGGCUGCUCGGCUCCCCUCUGCGCCGCCUUCUACCUGCCCGGCUUGGCCCCCGUCAGCUUCUGCGAGCCCGACGACGAGACCGUGGGCUGCCAGUCAAAAAUUGAGCUCUUUGUGAAUAGACUGGACUCAGUAGAAUCAGUUCUACCUUAUGAAUAUGAUGCUUUUGACUUCUGUCAAGAUGAGAAAGAAAAAAGGCCUUCAGAAAAUCUUGGACAAAUCCUGUUUGGAGAAAGAAUAGCAUCAUCACCAUAUAAGUUUACGUUUAACAGACCAGAAACAUGCAAGAUAGCUUGUACAAAAUCAUAUGACCCAGAAAAAAGUGAUGACAAAAAUAAACUGGCUUUCUUGAAGAAAGGAAUGCAAUUGAAUUAUCAACAUCACUGGAUUAUUGAUAAUAUGCCUGUAACAUGGUGUUACCAAGUGGAAGAUGAACACAAAUACUGUAAUCCGGGAUUUCCAAUAGGAUGUUUUAUUACUACAGAUGGCAGAGUUAAAGAUGCUUGCAUUAUUGAUUCUCAGUUUCACAAGUGGGACACUUUCUAUCUCUUCAACCAUGUUGACAUUACAAUCAUGUACCAUAGCGGGAAAGAUGAAAGCUGGCCUGGAGCAAGACUGGUAAUGGCAAGACUGGAUCCAAAAAGCUACAAACAUACAGAUAAAAACAAUUUAAAUUGUGGAGGUCCCCCUAUGGAGAUUCCUGGUAAAUUCACGAACAAACUGGAUUUGAUCUACACUUACUCUGUGAAAUUUGAAGAAAAUGAUAUAAAGUGGGCUUCCAGAUGGGACUACAUCUUGGAGUCUAUGCCACAUACCAACAUUCAGUGGUUUAGCAUAAUGAAUUCCCUCGUAAUUGUUCUCUUCUUAUCUGGCAUGGUGGCUAUGAUCAUACUGAGGACUCUUCAUAAAGAUAUUGCAAGAUACAACCAAAUUGACUCUUCUGAAGAUGCUCAAGAGGAAUUUGGUUGGAAGUUGGUUCAUGGAGAUGUAUUUAGACCUCCAAGGAAGGGAAUGCUGUUAUCUGUCUUCUUGGGUCAAGGAACGCAAAUUUUCAUUAUGACAUUUAUUACUCUAUUUCUAGCUUGCCUUGGCUUUCUUUCUCCUGCCAACCGAGGAGCUUUGAUGACCUGUGCAGUUGUACUGUGGGUCUUGCUGGGUACUCCUGCUGGUUAUGUAUCUGCUAGAAUGUAUAAAACAUUUCGAGGCGAAAAGUGGAAGACAAAUGUUUUGCUGACAGCUCUGUUGUGCCCUGGAAUUGUCUUUGCUGAUUUCUUCAUUAUGAAUCUGAUCCUGUGGGUGAAGGGAUCAUCAGCUGCCAUCCCCUUUGGUACACUGGUUGCUAUCCUGGCAAUGUGGUUUGGAAUUUCCGUCCCAUUAACCUUCAUUGGUGCAUAUUUUGGAUUCAAAGAAAAGCCUAUUGAACACCCAGUUCGUACAAACCAGAUUCCUCGUCAGAUCCCGGAGCAGUCGUUUUUCACAAAGCCGUUGCCUGGUAUCAUCAUGGGCGGCAUCUUGCCAUUUGGUUGUAUUUUUAUUCAGCUUUUUUUCAUUCUAAAUAGUAUUUGGUCCCAUCAAAUGUACUACAUGUUUGGUUUCCUGUUCUUAGUGUUUAUAAUUCUUCUUAUUACGUGUUCUGAGGCUACAGUCUUGCUGUGCUAUUUCCAUCUAUGUGCAGAGGAUUAUCAUUGGUGGUGGAGAUCGUUCUUAACGAGCAGCUUUACAGCCGUUUAUCUUUUCAUCUAUGCGGUUCAUUACUUCUUCUCUAAACUCCAAAUAACGGGAACAGCUAGUACCAUUUUAUACUUUGGGUAUACUAUGAUCAUGGUUUUGAUAUUUUUCCUUUUUACAGGGACGAUUGGAUUUUUUGCCUGCUUCUGGUUUGUUAGUAAGAUUUACAGUGUUGUGAAAGUGGACUGAAGAUUUUCAAAGUGUCUUUGGAACAUAUCUCCCUUGCUGUGAUAUAUUUUUACCAUGUAUUGAGAAACCUACUGCAUAAUUAUUUUUAAAUGUAAAAGCUGAACCUCCGCCUGUAUGGCAAAAAAUACAGGUUUUAUGGAUGGAAAUAGCAGCAUUGGAAAACAUUUACACCAGUCAUAUUGUUCCUGAAAAUGUUAAUCCAUUCUAAUCGUUUUUUAAAAACACCGUAUACAAAGUUUGAUUUAAAACAAAUGAAUGAUGCAAUGAAACCAGUUUAUUUUUUUUUAAAUAGUGCAUUAUAUAGUUUUCCAGCUGAAGUUUCUUGUCAUUUUUGUUACUUUUCUUUUUACUCUGACCAUCAAAGCAUAGGACUGUCCAGUAAAUACUAUGUAAAAAUGUGAAACUUUUUUAACUUAAAACUGAUUGUACAUAGUAUUGUGCACCUUCUUUACAGCUUGUUUAUCAUCGUACAAAGGAACAUGCAUUUAGUGUAAUGUAGAAUUUUAUUAAGGAUAUCAACACUGUUUUUCUUCAAAUAAAACUGCACAACUCUG